AUGGCAUCAUCUUCGUCUUUCAAGGUAUUAGCCGCGGUGACGGCAUUGGUCAAUUGUGUUUCCGCGCAGACGAAGUAUGGAGAGAACCACGUAACAGUCAACCUCGAUUCCGACCUCGUUGAGCAAAAGGCAUUUCCAGCGCCGAAUGUGACGCUCCUGUCGCCGGCUUUCUUGCCAAAUGCUUCGUUCGAUCCUGGGUGGUCUGAAGGGUCGGAGGGUGCGACUAGUCAAUCCACGUUAGAUUCGUUCCUUCAGUCCAUUGCUUCAAGGAACCCGUCGUGGGCGAAAUAUCAAAAAGCGCCCUUUGUGUCUGAAGAAGGGAACUCGUUUCCAUACAUCUUCCUCUCCACCACAUCUACAAACGCCACUGCACCAUCAAGCAGCAAAUUGAAAGUCUGGCUACAAGGCAGUGUACAUGGAAAUGAGCCUGCAGGCGAUGAAGCCCUCCUCGCACUCCUCGGCGCCCUCGACGCCGACGAACAAUGGGCAUCGACGUUCCUCGGGAAACUCGAUAUCAUCGUACUCCCACGCUACAACCCCGACGGAAAUGCAUACUUCCAGCGAACCCUGGCAACUAACUUCGACCCGAACCGCGACCAUGUGAAACUGGCACGCGAGCAGACCCGCGACAUUAAGAAGUUCUUCAAUGGGUUUGCGCCGCACGUCGUGGUUGACAUGCACGAGUAUGGUGCUGCGACAAGGUAUUCGAGCAACUACAGCAAUGCCGCGGACGGCAUGUUCAGCGCUGCAAAGAACCUCAACAUCCACCCCUCAAUCCGCGCUCUUGCCGAAGAAGUCUUCGCCCCCGCCAUCAACGCCUCCCUCUCAUCCCGCGGCCUACGCGGCGAACCCUACGUAACAGCCUCCCAGCGCGCCCUCCCCGUCCGCCUCGACGAAGCCGGCACCGACGCAAAGAUCGGCCGCAACGCCAUGGGCCUCACGCAAACCGUAACCUUCCUCUUCGAGACGCGCGGCAUCGGCAUCGCCAACCAAAGCUUCGCACGGCGCACGCUCGCCGGCCUCCAAAUGCUCCUCGGCGUCCUCGAAACCGCCCGCGAUCGCGCCUCCGACAUCUCCACCACCAUCAACGACGCCAUCGAGGAAUUCGUCGCGUCCGACGAGGACAUCGUCGUCACGGACUACACGUCCUACGCGAACCGCACGUACACGAUGGUCGACCGUCGGUCCGGCGACAUCGUGCAGCUGCCUGUCGAGUUCGCGAGUACCACGCCUGCGACGGCGAACCUCACGCGUGUGCGGCCAGAGGGGUACGUCAUCCCGCGUGCGUGGGCGGACCUCGCGGCGCGUCUGCGUGUCUCGGGGCUGGAGGUCGAGACGCUUGAGGAGGGGUUUAAGGGGGAGGUUGAGGUGUAUAAUAUCACUUCGUCCUCGCUGGCUAAGUCGUACUACGAGGGGGCGGUGUUGAAUACGGUUACGACGGAGACGGUGGUGCAGGAGGUGGAGCUGCCGAAGGGGAGUUUCUGGGUCGGGACGAAGCAGAGGAAUGCGGGGUUGGCGUUUGUGGCGCUGGAGCCGGAGAAUAUUGAUUCGUAUGUUAGUUUUGGGAUUGUGCCGAUGGAGGUUGGGGAUUUGUAUCCAGUGUUUAGGAAGGUCUGA
Aaosphaeria arxii CBS 175.79 is the source of this 1617-nucleotide messenger RNA. RefSeq names its product Zn-dependent exopeptidase. The transcript has 4 exons. The record is from RefSeq and is a predicted model, not a curated record. Gene Ontology annotation, biological process: proteolysis. NCBI's taxonomy places the organism in Eukaryota, Fungi, Ascomycota, Dothideomycetes, Pleosporales. Bases 1 to 1617 code for a protein of 538 amino acids. Gene Ontology annotation, molecular function: metallocarboxypeptidase activity; zinc ion binding.